GGCGUGGUGGUUUCCUUAGAGACCGAGUCUGCCCAGGUGGCGGCCACCAGGAGACCACGGCGGUGAGACUCCUGGAGAAGUCAAAAUGCCGGCAAAGGACAAGAGGAAAGGCAAGAACAAAGGCAAAGAAAAAGAAAAGAAAGUAGUGAAAGCAGAGGACCAAGUGGUUGAGCGAGCCAAGGCCAAUGCCUCUCUUUGGGAGGCCAGAUUGGAAGUCACAGAACUCUCUAGGAUUGAGUAUCGUGAUACUUCCCGAAGACUGGCAAAAAAUAAUGAAGACUUAAAGAAACAGCAGUAUAAAUUGGAAAAAGACACUAUGUCUGUAUUAAGCUACUUGAAGAAGCAGGAUCAAGAGAAAGAUAAUAUGAUAGAAAAACUGAAACAGCAAUUAGUUGAAACAAAGGAAAAAGCCAAAGAAGAGAAGGAAAAAUUGGAACAAAAGUAUACUAUGCAAAUAAAUGAGUUGGAGGGACAGUUUUAUCAAAAAGCCAAAGAAAUUGGCAUGAUUCAGACAGAGUUAAAGACAAUAAAACAAUUCCAGAAGAGAAAAAUCCAAGUGGAAAAAGAAUUAGAUGAGCUGAAAGAAAAUUUAAGAAACUCAGAGAAAAAUCAUCAGGAGACUCUUAGAAGACUAGAAAGCAGAUUUUUUGAAGAAAAGCACCGUCUGGAACAAGAGGCUGAGAAGAGGAUAAUAAUGCUGGCCGAGAGAGCCCACCAUGAAGCUGUGGUGCAGUUGAACAGUGCUGGGAGAAAUGUUUUCAAAGAGAACGUGUAUCUUCACAAGGCGCUUACAUACCACUUGAAGGAAGCUGAAGCGCGACAGAAAAACUCCAAGAAGUUACAAGAAAGUCAUUCCUGUCUUUUACAUCAAAAGGAAAUCAACGAGCUAUUGGUUAAGGAAAAGAUUAUGCAACUUACCCAGCAGAAAUCACAAAUUCAAACUCUUCAGAAGAAGGUGGUAAGCUUGGAGAACGCUCUGACCUAUAUGACCACGGAGUUUGAGGCUGAAGUUUUGAAACUGCAGCAAAAGGCAAUUAUAGAGAACCAAGCAGGUCAGGUAGAAAUUGACAAGCUGCAGCAGCUUCUUGAGAUGAAGGACAGGGAAAUGAAUCGAGUGAAGAAGCUGGCUAAGAACAUCCUGGACGAGAGGACGGAAGUGGAACAGUUCUUUCUCGAUGCUCUAUGCCAAGUGAAGGAGCAGAUUCUCAUCAACAGGAAGCAAUACAAGCAGAUAGCACAAGCUGCUUUCAAUUUAAAAAUGAGAUCAGCAUGUGAGGGAAGAACAGAGUAUCCCAAAAUCAGGACCUUUGAUGGCAAAGAGCACAGUACCAAUAGUGUGAACCAGGAUCUCAUGGAGGCUGAAAAAUGGCCAAGUACUCAAAAAAAUGUGGAUAUUAGAGAUUUGACCUGGGAGCAAAAGGAGAAAGUCUUAAGAUUGCUCUUUGCAAAAAUGAAUGGUUUUGCUGCGAGGAAAUACAAGCAGAGCUCUAAGCCUCCUGUUCCAGACCAUAUUAUUCCUGAAAGUGAAGAAAUGAAAGAAACUGGGGAUGGAAUUAACCUUCCAGAUCAAACCUUCAUCACCCAGCAAGCUCCAGUAUCAGACUCCAAUAAAAUGAUGUCACCUGGUGUUAUUGCUAAAGGAUUACAGGACUUUGACAGAGUAAGGAAUCUGCUAUCUAAUCAGACAAUACACCAUUGUUACCUUUCACUAUAUGAUGUCUGGCUAGUUCACAGUUCUGUACUACCCAAGCAGCUUUUAAGGAAGAGACCAUAGAAAAUUUUAUAACAAUGUCCAUACUAAUAAGGCAUAUUAUAUGUACCUGAAGAACCUAUAGAUUUCUUUUUGAAAUAGGCGGCUUAGUCAAAAUGUGUAUUGCAUUACUAUUUUCAGUGCUGGUGAAUGAAGCUUUGUGCCUCCCUGUGGAGCUACCUUCAGCCCUCCUGUCUUUAUAGGAGCACAGACAGAAUAUCCUUGCAGUUCUUGGCUU
Messenger RNA from Microtus ochrogaster (prairie vole), 1988 nucleotides. It is a transcript of the gene Bbof1, whose product is annotated as basal body orientation factor 1. The record is from RefSeq and is a predicted model, not a curated record. Lineage: Eukaryota; Metazoa; Chordata; Mammalia; Rodentia; Cricetidae.